Psylliodes chrysocephalus is the source of this 2493-nucleotide messenger RNA. The record is from the annotation of a GenBank genome assembly. Lineage: Eukaryota; Metazoa; Arthropoda; Insecta; Coleoptera; Chrysomelidae.
AUUUUACCCAGUACGGUAUACGUUAGUAACACAAAGAACUCUAGUGUCUGCUACUCCGCGGUAUCAGUUUUGAUUUUGAAUUGAAUUCGCGUCCCAUUCCGUGUGAAAAUGUCCGAACAAGAAGCAGUAGUUACUAAUGGCGCUUCAGAAGAGCCCAAAGUCGAUAACGCCGUCGAAGAAAACAAAGAAGUGAAGGAGAAUGGUACAGGGGAGGCCGAACCUGUUGCCGAAAACGAAAAGGAAGCGACAAAAGAAAUGCGAGCCGUGGUUUUGACGGGAUUCGGUGGGCUGAAGUCCGUGAAGAUUUUGAAAAAACCCGAACCUACUCUGCACGAGGGCGAGGUACUCAUCAGGGUUAAAGCAUGUGGAUUGAACUUCCAAGAUUUAAUGGUACGUCAAGGGGCCAUAGAUUCACCUCCAAAAUGUCCUUUCAUCUUAGGAUUUGAAUGUGCAGGAGAAAUUGAACAAGUUGGAGAAGGUGUAGAAGAUUUUGUUGUUGGAGACCAAGUGGUAGCCUUACCGGAAUACAGGGCAUGGUCCGAAUUAGUAGCGGUCCCAGCUAAAUAUGUAUACAAACUACCAAACGACGUGUCCCAUUUGGACGCUGUUACCAUUACAAUGAACUACGCGGUGGCCUACAUGUUACUGUUUGAACUUUCCGGACUGUCUCAGGGAAAAUCACUUUUGGUUCACUCUGUAGGAGGUGGAGUGGGUCAAGCUAUCGUCCAACUUGCCAAGACCGUCCCAGAUGUAACGAUCUUCGGCGUGUGUUCCAAGGGUAAGCACGAAGCUCUGAAAACCGCCGAGGUGCCGAUCGAUCACCUCCUCGAAAGAGGCUCCGACUACGUCAGCGAAAUUCGCAAGGUAUCGCCAGAGGGCAUCGAUAUCGUGCUGGAUUGUCUGUGCGGGGAGGAAUGCAACAAAGGUUACAAUUUGCUCAAACCCAUGGGGAAAUAUAUUCUGUAUGGGUCUUCCAAUGUGGUGACCGGAGAGACCAAGAGCUUCUUUAGCGCUGCCAGAUCUUGGUGGCAGGUAGACAAAAUCUCCCCAUUGAAACUUUUCGAUGAAAAUCGUACACUAUCUGGUUUCAAUCUCAGACGUUUGAUGUACCAGCAAAAUGGCGCCGACCAUGUCAAGAAGGUCGUCCAAAAAGUGAUCCAACUGUUCCAGGAGAAGAAGAUCAAACCUCUGCUCGAUUCAACUUGGGCGCUAGAGGACGUUGCCGAGGCAAUGCAAAAGAUGCACGACCGCAAGAACGUCGGCAAAAUAAUUUUGGAUCCGAGUCUAGAGCCCAAACCCAAACCGGCCACUCCCGCCAAGGGCAAAAAUAAGGAAGACAAGAAGAAGCAGUCGUCCGAGGAGAAGAAGGAACCGGAAGAAAAGAAGGAAGAAAACGCCAAGGAGGAAAAGAAAGAGGAAAAGAAGGAGGAGUCCGUGGCUAAUGGUGAUUCGGCGGGAGAAUCUGAAUCCAAAAAGGAGCAAUCGAGUUGAAUUUCCUCAUCGUAAACAACGGAGCUAUCUUCAAAAAAAAAAAUCAAAUAUAUGCUUACAUUUUUAACGUUUUUAUCUGUAGUUUUAUUCAUAUUUUUUUUAACAAUGGAGACGGACAAAGAGAUCUCAAGCGAUUUUUAUAAACCUAGGCGCAAAUCAUAUUUUAUAACAACAAAUCAUUAGUUAAGUCUGAAGACCAAUUUUAAAAAAUAGUUAUUUUUGUAAUUAAUUUUUUACACUGUACGGUGCUCAUUUUUCCAGUAGAUUCGAAAGAAGAGUAACUUUUUGAUCCAGCUUUAUAAAAGACAUAUCUGUCUACCGAAUGAAAACAAAAUAUUGUACGGUUUUUUGUAAAAAAAUUACUUACUUGGUGCCUCGUUAGAAACCGUUCAAAUUCAAAAAAUUGGAAAGUUAUUUCCGAAAUCCUCAGAUAAAAAAAUUAAAUAUCUAUAGUUUUGGGACGUAACGGUUUAGAGACACCUUGUAUUGUAGCCAUUUUUGUAAAAAUAUUUUUCCAAGCUAUCUCAAUCGUAGUUCAAGAAAAAGGACAAAUAAAAUUGUAAAAAAAAACAUAGUCUUGUCCGUUAUUUUUGCUAAAAAGCUGUUAUUGACAUUUUCUAUGCAUAUCAAAACGCAAAAAGUUUUUCCAGUCAUUUUAUCAUUUUAUAUUAUUGUUCGUUUUAAUUUUUUUGUAAAUUUUUAGUGGUAAAAGCAGUUGCUUAUGAGAUUAUUUUUAAAUAUUGAUUGUCCAAAUGUAUUCUUUUUAUAAAUGCGUUUUUAAAAAUGUUUUUUAUAUUUAUGUUAGUGAAAAAAGAGAAAUGGUAAAAGUUUUGAUCGAACGCCUUCCUGUCGAUCUAAAGUUUUACGAUUUUUAAGAACGUACCAUUUAAAAAGUGUGUUAAUAUGCUAAGAAAUGCUUAAAUAUUUAUGUAAAUGUAAGACUGAUGUGUUAUCGCUAAAGCUAUUGUUUAGAUGGCCAUAAAAUAAAAUUGUAUAAAUGCC